AUGGUCCAGCUAUCGUCUCUGGCCGCGGCCCUAGCUGUCGGACUUCUUCCGAAUCUAGUCGUCGCUGCAGGUCUCCAUGAAGCCGCCGUUGCAAAAGGAAAAUUGUACUUUGGCACGGCCACCGACAAUGGCGAAUUGAGCGACGCGCCCUAUCUCAAGCAGCUGGGCAAUACCGCUGAUUUCGGACAAAUCACGCCGUCCAACUCGAUGAAGUGGGAGUCCACUGAACCCUCGCAGAACUCGUUCUCAUUUGCCGGCGGGGAUGCCAUCGCCGACUUGGCCGAGACCAAUGGACAGAAGCUGCGCUGUCAUACCCUCGUCUGGCACAGCCAGCUUCCCAAUUGGGUAUCAAGCGGCACCUGGACGAACGAGACGCUCCUGGCAGCAAUGAAGAACCACAUCACGAAGGUGGCUACCCAUUACAAGGGACGGUGCUACGCAUGGGAUGUAGUCAACGAGGCCCUCAACGAAGACGGCACCUACCGCGACAGUCCCUUCUUGAAACACAUCGGCGAAGCCUUCCUCCCCAUCGCCUUCGCCACAGCAGCAGCAGCAGACCCUACCGCAAAGCUCUACUACAACGACUACAACAUCGAAUCCCCCGGAGCCAAAUCCACCGCAGCCGCCAAGAUCGUCAAGCUGAUCCAAUCCUACGGCGUCAAGAUCGACGGUGUCGGCAUGCAAGCCCACCUCGUCGUCGGCAGCAGCCCCAGCGAGUCCGCUCUCUCCAGCACGCUCUCCAGCUACACCUCUCUGGGCGUCGAAGCCGCCUACACCGAGCUUGACAUCCGCCUGAAACUCCCCUCAACGGACGCUCAGCUCGCGCAGCAGUCGACCGACUACCGCGCCGUGGCAGCCGCCUGCGUCAAAAACACCGACUGCGUGGGCAUCACCAUCUGGGACUGGACGGAUAAGUACUCGUGGGUGCCUGACGUCUUUCCCGGGGAAGGCGAUGCCUGCCCGUGGGAUAAGAACCUGGCCAAGAAGCCUGCGUAUGCGGGGCUGAUGGCGGGUCUUGGGGGUGGUGGUUCGUCGACGACGACGACGGCUGGGACUACGAUGACUACGACGACGAGCUCUGCCGCGCCGACUUCGACUGGGGUGGCGCAGAAAUGGGAUCAGUGUGGAGGCUUGCAUUGGACGGGACCGAUUGUCUGUGUCAGUGGCACGACGUGUCAGAAGCAGAAUGAUUACUAUUCACAGUGUUUGUGA
Aspergillus campestris IBT 28561 is the source of this 1212-nucleotide messenger RNA. Its product is annotated as putative endo-1,4-beta-xylanase. The coding region runs from base 1 to 1212 and encodes 403 amino acids. NCBI's taxonomy places the organism in Eukaryota, Fungi, Ascomycota, Eurotiomycetes, Eurotiales, Aspergillaceae. Gene Ontology annotation, cellular component: extracellular region. Gene Ontology annotation, molecular function: cellulose binding; hydrolase activity, hydrolyzing O-glycosyl compounds. The record is from RefSeq and is a predicted model, not a curated record. Gene Ontology annotation, biological process: carbohydrate metabolic process. The transcript is spliced from 5 exons.